This is a messenger RNA of Danaus chrysippus (African queen), 600 nucleotides long. NCBI's taxonomy places the organism in Eukaryota, Metazoa, Arthropoda, Insecta, Lepidoptera, Nymphalidae. The record is from the annotation of a GenBank genome assembly.
AUGGAUAUUGAACUUGAAAUUGCAAAAAACACAGAAUAUAAAAGAUUAAGUAAAUUAUCACCAGUAGGAAAAGUUUUAAUUUAUGGUACAGGUGGAUUAGCGAUCGGAGUAAGUGUUAUAUGUAUACCGUUCGUGUCGCCGGCCUUUAGAAAAUUUUGUUUACCUUAUGUACCAGCCACCACAGAACAAUUGUUGGGUGUAUGUCAUGCCCUAAAAGGUCGUAGUGGAAGACUCUUGGAUGUGGGUUCUGGUGAUGGUAGAAUAGUGUUCACAGCAGCAAAAUUAGGUUUCAAGGCUGUUGGAGUUGAGUUGAAUCCAAUUUUGGUACUUUACUCCAGAAUAUCAGCUCUUUUAAACAAACAAUAUAAUGAGACUAGAUUCUACAGAAAGAAUCUAUGGACUUUCAAUUUGUUACCCUACAACAACAUAGUGAUUUUUGGUGUUGAGCAAAUGAUGAUGGAAUUUGAGAAAAAGUUAUUGCAAGAAGCUAGUGACGGUACAGUUGUGGUGGCUUGUAGAUUUCCGUUACCAAAUAUGGUGCCUAUAGAGACUAUAGGACAUGGUGUGGACACAGUGUGGAAAUAUGAAAUUAAAAAAUAA